Mercenaria mercenaria is the source of this 4204-nucleotide messenger RNA. Its product is annotated as PAX3- and PAX7-binding protein 1-like. Lineage: Eukaryota; Metazoa; Mollusca; Bivalvia; Venerida; Veneridae. Gene Ontology annotation, molecular function: DNA binding. The coding region runs from base 1 to 2589 and encodes 862 amino acids. The record is from RefSeq and is a predicted model, not a curated record. The transcript is spliced from 19 exons. Gene Ontology annotation, cellular component: nucleus; U2-type post-mRNA release spliceosomal complex. Gene Ontology annotation, biological process: spliceosomal complex disassembly; mRNA splicing, via spliceosome.
AUGAAUCGAGCCCACCUAUCGAAGUUACAUGUGGCGCCAUCUUUUUGGAAACAAUCGGCAACCAUGUUCAAAAAACCUAAAAGAAAAUUUCGGCAAAGGCUUGUGAAAUUUGAAUCUGAUGAUGAAAACGAAGAAGAGAUGGAUACAGAGGGUACCCCUCCUCGUGUUCAAGUAAAACAAGAACUUAACAAAUCCAUCAAAGAGAAGAAGAAAAAAGAAAAGUCCAAGGCCGUGUUGAGUUUUGACCAUGACGAAGGUGACACUACUUUUCAAGUGAAGAAAUCCACCCAUAGUAAGAAAGUUGCCAAGUUACUGAAGAAGGAGUCACAGCUGGAGAAACAGACUGAGGCAGGUGACAAAGAGGAUAAAACUGCUAACAAAAUUGAUGGUGAUUUAGCCAAUAUCAAAGAAGAAGCAAAAGACCAGCAAGAUAUGGAAGACAGAAUUAAGAAAUUACGUGAAGAUUUCCUGACAAUGAAUGGAGAUGAUGCCGCGGCUCUGGAAGAGGCUGACAGUGAUGAGGAAGGAACAUUCAAGAAAAUGCUUAAACGUGGUGAGAUACCAGAUGCAACAACAAUACAUCAGAUCCGUAAGCAACGUCAGAUGGCCAGAGAUAUGGGAGACUUUCUGCCUUUAGAUGAUACUGUCAAGUUUGAAAAUACCAAAUCCAGACUUGUAAGGGAGGAUGACAAUGAUAAGAGUGAUGAUGAGGAUGAGAGAAUAGAUUUCUCCUCCAACCAACAUGCCAUCGAGAGACAGAAAGUGAAGGAAAACUUCCUACGUGCUGAGCAUGGAAGUGAUGAAGGCAGUGACCAGGAGAGGGAGUGGGAAGAUCAGCAAAUACAGAAAGGUGUUAGUGUUAUUCAGCAGGUACCCUCAAGCCAGGAUCUGUACAGCUAUGAUCAGGACAGCCAGCCAGCUGAUGGUAUGUAUAGUAAUGGUUACCCAGGUACCAGUGGUAGUCAUGGUUACCAAGGUAACAUGAUACCAGUUGCAGAAGGAGGUUUCCCAGACAUGCCUAAGAUGAUGAUGAAAUCAACAGAGGAUGUUACACUUGAAGGACUCAUCAAAAGAUUGAAAGACAGAUUAACAAGUAUGGAUGAGGUUCAUAGGUCACACAAACAGGAAUCGGACAAGUUGGAACAUGAUAUUGAAGAAUCACAGAUGAGCAUUGUUAAUUGUGAAGCCAGUGCACCUAAAUUGGAAGACCGAUUUCGGUUCUUUCAAGAAAUGAGGGGGUAUGUUCGCGACUUGGUUGAAUGUUUGAAUGAAAAGGUACCAGAGAUCAAUGAGCUCGAAACACGCAUGAAUAAUUUACUGAGAAAUCGUUCGAGCAAAUUUGCCAGUCGACGACAACAAGAUAUCCAAGAUCAGUGCCAGUCGUACAUGACAAAUAAGUCGCAGGUUGUUGUAGAUGUUGAUAAUCAAGCUAGGCAGCGCCGGAUUGCUGAAAGGGAAGCUCGAAGGGCACGUAGACGGCGAGCAAGGGAAGGGAAGAAUAUAAUGGGUCAUCAUGAAGGCUUGUCAUCUGAUGAUGAAGAAAAUCAGUCAGAAAUUACUAAAUAUAGCCAGGAAAGAGAUGAGAUAGUUAACCGAGCCUCGGAGCUAUUUGAGGAUGUGAUGGAUGACUUCAGUGAUACAGACUGUGUAAGGGAAAAGUUUAUGAGCUGGAAACAUAAAUAUGGCGACACCUAUAGGGAGGCAUAUAUUGGUCUUUGUCUACCCAAACUUGUUAACCCAUUUGUUAGACUGCAGUUAAUCAGUUGGAAUCCAUUUGAUGAGCGGUGCAAAGAUUUUGAAGAGAUGAGAUGGUUUGACUCUCUACUGUUCUAUGGUUUUGAAGAAGGGGAGACAAUUGAUAAGGAUGAGGAUGACAACAAACUUAUACCAGCUAUCAUAGAUAAAGUUGUUCUGCCAAAACUAUCAUAUUUGGCAGAAAAUGUUUGGGACCCUCUGUCAACAUCUCACACAUGUCGAUUUGUCAAACUUGUUAAAAAGCUACUAAAGGACUAUCCAACAGUCAAUGCAAACAGCAAAAAUACACAAACUUUGUUAAAAUCACUUGUGUUGAGAAUGAAGAAAACAUUGGAUGAUGAUGUGUUUAUGCCCUUAUAUCCCAAAUCAGUAUUAGAAAACAGAAAUGCUGGACCAAGUGUGUUCUUCCACAGACAGUCAUGGACUUGUAUAAAAUUGUUAGGGCAUUUUCUGUCCUGGGAUGGUAUAAUCUCACGGAAGGUAUUACAGGGACUAGCUCUAGAUGGUCUCCUCAAUAGAUAUAUACUUCUCGGUCUACAGACUGCUCCCUUCAACCAGGAAACUCUACUCAAAUGUCAAACUAUUGUUUCCACUUUGCCAAAGCAAUGGUUUGAAGAUUUAAAUGAAGACAAGACAAUUAUGCAGCUAGAAAGUCUGUGUCGGUUUCUUAUGUAUGCUGCACAGUUACUUGACAAAGCAUGUGGCACUGCAUCUGAUUUACAAAGGAAAGAGCUCAAAGAACAGUUGAAACAGAUCAGUAAACUGUUGAUCAACAUACAUGCCCUGGAACACGCCAUGAAACUUUCAGAACUCUACAGUCUUACUGCUAAAUGACAAAUAAUUCAUGAUUGAAUGAAACAGACCAUGAAAUUCUCAUCACUCUGUAUGGUGCUUAUGGCAAAUAAUGGAUGGUUGAACAGAACAUGCCAUGAAUUAUCCAGGCACUGCAGACUUAACAGCAUGUGUAAAUGAUGAUUGAAUGGUACACACACACAAAAGCUGUAGGAACUGUACAGUUUACCGCUUAAUUUCAAAUACCUGAUGAUUGGAUGAAACAUUCCCUUUUUAAGAUGUAAAGACUUCUUGCUACAUCUGUAUGCUGCAGUGGAAAAUGUAAUGAGGAUUUGUUUGUACAAAAUAGCUGCUGAUUGACUGAAACAUAGUAAUUGAAUGGAGAACACCUUAAAUUUAUUAAGAGUUGUAAAGUGUUACUUCUUAAUGACAGAUAAGAUAUGGUUAUUUAAUGAAUCUUCCAAAACUGUUCCAAAAAAGUAAUAGACAGUGGUAAACUGCUAAGGAAAUAAUUUACUGAUUUUUAUGCCCCCAAAGGCAUUUAUCAAGGGAUUUGAAAAGAAUUUGACAAAAAUGUUAACUGUGUGUGGUCCAUAACUGCCAUCCAUGAAGGGAUUUUGAAAUAACUUGGCAUAAGUGUUUACCAUAAUGAGACGACAUGUCUUGUGCAAGACCCAGACCCCUAGUUCCAAGGUCAAGGUCACACUUAGAAGUCAAAGGUUAACAGGGUCUGUUUCGUGUCCGGUUCAUAACUCUGCCAUUCAUCAAGGGAUUUUAAAAUUACUUGGCAUAAAUGUUCCCAGAUCCUUAGCUCUACGGUCACGGUCACACUUAGAGGUUAAAGGCUAACAUGGUCAGUUUCUUGUCAGGUCCAUAACUCUGCCAUCGAUGAAGAAAUUUUAAAAUUAUUUGGCAUAAAUGUUCCUUAUAUUCAGAUGACAUGUCUUGUGCAAGACCCAAACCCCUAGCUCCAAGAUCAAGAUCACACUAAGGAGUCAAAGGUGUUUUUUGUCAACUCUAUAAUCUGCCAUUUAUCAAGGGAUUUGAAAAUAAUUUGGCACAAAUGUUGACCAUAUUUAGAAAGUGUGUUGCGCUUAUGACCUGGGUCUCGAGUCAAGGUCACGAAAUGAUGUGUGAUUUUUUUGCGUAGACAACUAUAGCAUUAUUGCGAUGCUUCAGGGGCUUUUGUCAGUAAUAGUGACAGGUCUUCUCUUUUUUUGCUGUUUUUUUACAGCUGAAUGCAGGCUGUUUCCCCUAGCCAAAAUUGGCCAUAUUUCCCCUAAAAUUGUUCUAAUUUCCCUUAAGGCAGGUCAUAUUUUCCCCUUGGAAUUUAAAGAAAAUGUUCCAUAGUAUGCAUAGUGAAUGAUUGUACCAAAGCCAGCAUUUAUAUUUUUCAACACCAAUUACCCCCAUGUUACUUCAAAUUUACAACUCGUGCAGCUGUUAUGGACUGAUAUUUAUGUCACACUAUGUUUACUUCUCAUCAGGUGCCAAGUUCAUAAGGACAUUGGCAUCAGUUCUUGUAAAUAGAUACUGUGCCUGUUACCAUGAAAAUCAAAUUAUUUUGAUUUUCCCCUUUUUGGGGGUUUAUUGCACCAUAUUUUCCCCUUCAGAAAGCCACAGGUUGUUUUAGAAAAUAAAAAAAAAUCACUGUUAA